Messenger RNA from Hemiscyllium ocellatum (epaulette shark), 8000 nucleotides. Its product is annotated as collagen alpha-1(V) chain-like. The record is from RefSeq and is a predicted model, not a curated record. Bases 349 to 5919 code for a protein of 1856 amino acids. The transcript has 67 exons. NCBI's taxonomy places the organism in Eukaryota, Metazoa, Chordata, Chondrichthyes, Orectolobiformes, Hemiscylliidae. Gene Ontology annotation, molecular function: extracellular matrix structural constituent.
GUGAGAGAGCGAAGAGGGGUGGGGGCGAGAUCCCAAACCACCAAAUCUCUUGUUGCAGUUUUUUGUUGCUGCAGAAUUGUUCAGCUCCAGGAGACUGUGAGGGAGCCCAGGUUUUGCUGUCAGCUCGGGGAAAGAAAGGCCAGUUUGCCGAGGCAGCAGAGAGGAGCCCGGAGCUGGGGCUGAGACACUGAAGAGAACCCGAAUCACCCAAUGGCUUCCUAGAUAUCCCCCUCCUCACGCCCGUCUGCCCCCACCCCCGAAUUCCUGACUCCCCCCCACCCCCACCCCCCUCCCCAAACCCUCACCCCAGUCAUUGCCAUCCCCUUGUGUAACUGAGCUGGUGACGAUAUGGAUAAUCGGAGCCGCUGGAGGAGAGCGACAUCGCUUUGGGACUGUGCUGUAACUUUACAAAUCCUCACCCUCUCAGUAAUAACUUAUGUUCAUGCAGUGGAGCCAGUGGACGUCCUGAAAAUUCUAGAACUUCACAAUUUACCUGAAGGAAUAGAGAGAACGAUAGGUUUUUGUGCCAACAGGAAGACAACAAGGACUGCAGAUGUUGCCUAUACCGUAACUAAGUCAGCCCAGCUCAGUGCUCCGACCAAACAGUUAUACCCAGAUUCAGCAUUUCCUGAGGAUUUCUCCAUCUUACUGACAGUUCGUGCAAGGAAAGGAAAGGCCUCCUUUCUCCUAUCCCUCUACAAUGAGCAGGGCAUCCAACAGUUAGGCGUGGAACUGGCUCGCAGCCCCGUUUUCCUCUAUGAAGACCAGACAGGGAAGCCAAGCCCAGAGGAAUAUCCGGUUUUUAAUGGAGUCAACCUGAUUGAUGGAAAAUGGCAUCGGGUAGCGAUCAGUGUGCACAAGAAGACAGUCACCAUGAUCCUGGAUUGCAAAAAGAAGUUCCAGAAAUCACUAAACAGGAGCAAACAGCCCGAGAUCGAUACAAACGGAAUCAUUGUGUUUGGAACACGGAUCCUGGACGAAGAUGUCUUUGAGGGUGAAAUCCAGCAACUCCUUAUUGUGCCUGACCACCGAGCUGCUUACGAUUACUGUGAACAUUACAGCCCAGACUGUGAGACCCCCCUGCCUGAUUCACCGCAGUCUCAGGAUCCCAACUUUGAUGAUUAUGAUCCUACGGGAGAUAAUUAUUAUUACGAAUAUCCAUACUAUGACCCCCUAUACAAUGAAAACGAAAUUCUCACUUCAACAACCUCAGAAUAUGGAGAGCAGCGUACAGGGCCAGUCACGGAAGUGCCAGACCAACAGGAGACCCAUACUGAAGGUGAGGAUUUCUAUGAGGAACCAACAACCACCCUCCCAAAAACCAUAACUGAGGAGGCUUAUCCAUCAUCGGUGACAGGUUAUUAUGACAUCUACGGAGAUGAAUAUUAUUAUCCAGAAAUCCCACUCACAGAUGAAACAUUGGACACAGAGGAUUAUAUUGUUUCAGGAGGAGAUUGGCUGGACAACCAGACCCAGACGGUCAGGCCGGAAGUGUUUGCAUACAACGAGACUGUCUUGGAAGGAAAUCCUGACGACACCAUCAAUGUGGAUCUGGACAAGAGAACAGGCCCAGAAGAGACGGAAGACAAAUUCAAUGUAACUACAAUUGGGGAAGAAGGAGACAACUCAUUCUAUGACGACUAUGAGGUUUAUUAUGAAUACGAAGAUUUUGAUGACAAGGAAAACAUUGGCCCAGUUUCCCCAGUGAUCACAGAUAACAUCCACGAAGUGGGCACUGGACCGAGGGGUGAGAAGGGACAGAAAGGUGAACCUGCCAUCAUUGAGCCAGGAAUGCUGAUUGAAGGCCCCCCGGGAAGAGAAGGACCAUCUGGCAGUCCUGGGCGCACUGGACCCCCAGGACCUCCAGGUCCAGUCGGUGAUCCAGGGCUGAGGGGACCGCGUGGACGUUCCGGGCUGCCUGGGGCUGAUGGCUUACCCGGACCUCCAGGGACCAUGCUUAUGCUGCCGUUCCGGUUCACGGGUGGUGGCAGUGCGGGAGAGAAGGGACCGAUGCUGUCUGCUCAGGAAGCUCAAGCCCAGGCAAUAUUACAGCAGGCCAGGCUGGCAUUGAGAGGACCAACUGGACCAAUGGGAUUAACUGGAAGACCAGGCCCUAUUGGACCACCUGGAUAUCUUGGGAUCAAAGGUGAAAUGGGAGACAUUGGGCCUCAGGGUCCAAGAGGGGCACAAGGCCCACCCGGCCCAACAGGGAAACCAGGCCGAAGGGGUCGAGCUGGAGCUGAUGGAUCGAGGGGAAUGCCAGGCCCACCUGGGAGGAAGGGAGAUCGAGGAUUUGAUGGACUCCCUGGGCUUCCGGGUGAGAAGGGAAACAGAGGGGAUGCAGGGCCACAGGGACCACCUGGACCUCCUGGUGAGGAUGGCGAGAGGGGCGAUGAUGGAGAAGCUGGUCCAAGAGGUUUACCAGGAGAACCAGGUCCCCGUGGAUUGUUGGGUCCAAAGGGACCUGCCGGACCCUCGGGCCCCCCAGGGGUGACGGGAAUGGAUGGGCACCAUGGUCCAAAAGGCAGCCAGGGCCCUCAGGGUGAACCAGGGCCCCCAGGACAGCAGGGGAAUCCAGGAGCUCAGGGUCUCCCUGGGCCUCAGGGACCAAUUGGACCUCCAGGAGCUAAAGGACCCACUGGCAAACCAGGUCUCCCAGGAUUACCAGGAGCAGAUGGACCACCGGGUCACCCCGGCAAGGAGGGUCCAACUGGAGAGAAGGGCAGCCCAGGUCCACCAGGGCCACAGGGUCCUAUUGGAUAUCCAGGACCACGUGGUGUCAAGGGUGCUGAUGGUGUUCGUGGCUUGAUGGGACAUAAAGGCGAGAAGGGUGAAGAUGGUUUCCCAGGAUUCAAGGGUGAUAUGGGAAUAAAGGGCGACAGAGGUGAGCUCGGUCCAGCGGGACCCAGGGGAGAAGAUGGUCCCGAGGGUCCGAAAGGACGGUUUGGGCCCGCUGGAGAUAAUGGCCCACCUGGGCCGCCUGGUGAAAAGGGAAAACUGGGAGUUCCAGGAUUGCCAGGCUACCCAGGAAGACAAGGUCCAAAAGGUUCAAUUGGAUUCCCAGGAUUUCCAGGAGCAAAUGGCGAGAAAGGAGUGAGGGGGACUCCAGGAAAAGCAGGACCCAGGGGGCAGAGAGGGCCAACGGGGCCGAGGGGUGAACGUGGCCCGAGAGGAGCCACUGGAAAAGCUGGACCUAAGGGUAGCUCAGGCAACGAUGGUCCACCAGGUCCUUCUGGUGAGAGGGGACCACCUGGACCUCAGGGACCAAUGGGAUUUGCUGGACCCAAGGGACCUCCUGGCCCAGCUGGCAAGGACGGAUUGCCUGGACAUCCUGGCCAACGCGGGGAAACGGGUUUCCAAGGCAAGACAGGCCCCCCCGGCCCUCCUGGAGUGGUUGGCCCCCAGGGUCCCACAGGAGAGACUGGCUCCCUCGGUGAGCGCGGCCACCCAGGGCCCCCUGGUCCUCCUGGAGAACAAGGACUGCCAGGAUCUGCUGGGAAAGAAGGUGCAAAGGGAGAUCCUGGUCCUGCUGGCCCACCUGGGAAGGAUGGUCCUCCUGGCCUCCGAGGAUUCACUGGUGAACGUGGACUCCCUGGACCCCUUGGUCAGAUUGGUUUGAAAGGCAGUGAGGGACCUCCUGGGCCCCCAGGCCCCCUGGGCUCUCCAGGUGAUCGUGGGCAGGCUGGACCGGCAGGACCCAUCGGACUCCCUGGGCGACCUGGCCCUCAAGGGCCCCCAGGCCCUGCUGGUGAAAAGGGAGCCCCUGGUGAGAAAGGACCUCAGGGACCAGCAGGUCGUGAUGGGGUCCAGGGUCCUGUUGGUCUCCCAGGUCCAGCUGGCCCAUCAGGACCACCAGGGGAAGAUGGAGAUAAGGGUGAAGCUGGUGAGGCAGGACAGAAAGGCAACAAAGGUGACAAAGGUGAACAGGGUCCACCUGGUCCGUCAGGACCUCAAGGCCCCAUUGGACAACCCGGACCAGCUGGGGCAGAUGGCGAGCCUGGUCCGAGGGGACAACAAGGUCUCUUUGGCCAGAAAGGUGAUGAAGGCCCAAGGGGUUUCCAUGGUCCUCCUGGUCCAGUUGGUCUUCAGGGGUUACCUGGUCCACCAGGUGAGAAAGGUGAAACUGGUGAUGUGGGACCAAUGGGUCCCCCUGGGCCCCCAGGACCCCGCGGCCCGUCUGGUGCUCCAGGGGCAGAUGGUCCCCAAGGUCCUGCAGGAGGAAUCGGUAACCCAGGCGCCGUGGGCCAGAAGGGUGACACUGGAGAGGCGGGAGCACCCGGACCUCCAGGAUAUUUGGGAAUGCCAGGGCCUAAAGGGGAACGGGGUGAGAAAGGUGAAUCUGGACCAUCAGGUGCUGCUGGACCUCCAGGUCCAAAAGGUCCUCCUGGAGACGAUGGUCCAAAAGGAAGUCCCGGACCAGUUGGUUUCCCUGGUGACCCCGGUCCCCCUGGUGAAGCAGGCCCUCCGGGCCAAGAUGGACCUCCAGGUGACAAGGGAGAAGAUGGUGAACCAGGACAGAUUGGCUCCCCUGGUCCAACUGGUGAAGCAGGACCACCUGGUCCUCCAGGAAAGAGGGGUCCUCAUGGUCCUGCAGGUCCUGAGGGGAGACAGGGAGAGAAAGGAGCGAAGGGUGACCCUGGUGCUGAAGGUCCUGCGGGUAAAACUGGCCCCGUUGGUCCACAAGGAUCUCCAGGUAAACCGGGCUCAGAGGGGCUGCGAGGGAUUCCAGGUCCUGUGGGUGAGCAAGGUUUACCAGGACCCCCUGGUCCAACCGGACCACCAGGCCCAAUGGGUCCUCCUGGAUUGCCGGGCCUCAAAGGCGACCCUGGUACAAAGGGUGAGAAGGGACAUCCUGGUUUGAUUGGAUUGAUUGGGCCUCCAGGAGAACAGGGUGAGAAAGGUGACCGAGGCAUUCCAGGACCUCAGGGACCUCAAGGUCCUAAAGGAGAAAUGGGUGUCCAUGGUCAAGCAGGUCCGAUUGGUCCUCCUGGUCCUCCUGGAUUAACUGGUCCACCUGGCCCAAAAGGUUCUAAAGGUUCUGCUGGGCUGACCGGUCCGAAAGGGGAAUCAGGAAUACAGGGACCACCAGGACCACCUGGUCCUGCUGGUGAGGUCAUUCAGCCAUUCCCAAUUCAUUCCUCCCAAAGAGCCAAGCGUUCCAUCGAUGCCAGUCAGCUGUUGGAGGAAGGCCUUCCUGACAAUUACCUGAACUACGCAGAUGGAAUGGAAGAGAUCUUUGGCUCCCUGAACUCCCUGAAACUGGAAAUUGAACAGAUGAAACAUCCAAUGGGCACACAAACCAACCCUGCACGUACCUGCAAGGACCUGUUCCUGUGCCACCCUGACUUCCCAGAUGGUGAAUACUGGAUUGACCCAAACCAAGGCUGCUCCAGAGACUCGUUCAAGGUUUUCUGUAAUUUCACAUCUGGAGGAGAAACUUGCAUCUUCCCAGACAAGAAAUCUGAAGGAAGUAAACUGGCUCGUUGGCCGAAAGAGCAGCCGGGUGCUUGGUAUAGUCAUUACAAGCGAGGUGCCCUGCUCUCAUACACAGAUGCUGACAGCAAUCCGGUCGGAGUGGUGCAGAUGACUUUCCUGAGGCUGUUGAGUGCUUCUGCCCAUCAGAAUCUGACCUAUACCUGCCACCAGAGUGUGGCCUGGUAUGAUGCGACCUCUGACAGUUAUGACAAGGCCAUCCGCUUCCUGGGCUCCAAUGAUGAAGAGAUGUCAUACGACAACAACCCCUACAUCCAAGCAAUUGUAGACAGAUGUGCAACAAAGAAAGGUUACCAAAAAACGGUCUUACAGAUUGACACUCCCAAAGUGGAACAGCUUCCCUUCAUUGACCUCAUGUUCAAUGACUUUGGAGAGUCUGGCCAGAAGUUUGGUUUUGAAAUUGGACCAGUCUGCUUCGUGGGAUAAAACGUUUAAAUCUUCACAGAGAGAGACAAAAACUGUUUAAACACAGACACAGACACACACUCACAGACACCCACACACCCACCCCCACACCCACACACACCCACAGGAAGAAUGAGAGAGUCUGCAGUAAACAACAAAUGACCUCAACAAGCGAUUGACAGACCGAGAGUUGGAGCUGGCCUUGAGGAAAGUUUGAACAAUUCUGCUUCCAGCAGAAACAAACCUCCAAGCGGCACCGCCAGGGAUGGGACCACUCGAAGUCUUAAGAUCCCCAAGCCCCGAGGGGAGUGGACAGUCUUUCUGCUCGGGACUGGGGGAGAGAGGCCCGAGUGCUCAAAAUAAGUCAGAGAAAUCUUUCCCUGAGGAGGUAGCCCCGCAUUGAGAACAGCCCCAGACCCUCGUGUGUGUCUCUCUCUCACUCUUUCUCAGCCUGAUAACUUCUCUCUCUCUCUCUCUCUGUAUCUCCUGCAGUUAUCUUGUCUCAGAUACAUAGGUUUUUUUAAAGAAAGAAAAAUCUCGUCAAAUAAAUGUUUUGAAUUGAAAACCUUCCUCAGAAAUGGUGCUGACAAUUUUAUUAUUUCUUUUUAAAACAAAUUUUUUGUACGUUUGUAAGUAAAUAUUUUAUUGUAUAAUAUUUUAAUUCUUCCUGCAGCUUCUGGCUUUGGAAUCAGUGCAUGUGGCUCUUAAAAUGUACAAGGACAACCCGUCAUCCUAUGUGCAAAAAAAAUCAAUAUAUCAAACUGUGUUAUUGGGUUCAAUAAAACCUGCCCUGCUGCAUUCUCAAAAGCACACGGCUCUGUCACAGAUCCUUCACCGUCUCCUGCUGCUGUCUCCAGGUUCCGAGCUAACUCUGCACCUUGUCCGUUUCUGUGGGAACCCUCUCGCAUCACAAACAAAAACCGCUCUUUCUUUCCUUCCGCCUCAGUUGCUGGGGAGCUGCGGGAGGGUGGGGAGGUUUCUGCUUUAACCCUCUGGGUUUGGCAGCACUGUGCAGCUAGGUCUUUGCCGGUUGUGGGUGAAGACUCGCCGGGAGAAUGUGAGCAACGAGGGGGUCAAGGCGUUUUCCGAAGAUUAGGUGCUAUUCCAACGCCUGACCUGUGGUGCCCCUCUGCCCAGCUGCCACUGGUUUGAUUUGCUCGGCCAAUUCAGCCACACUUCCAGGAAGAUUGUACCCUCACCUCGACGCUCUCUGACGCUGCAGUUUGAUUUCUGUUGUCCAUGCCCUUUUAUAUCAGUGUAAUAUCUUUCCAGGAACACACGAGACCCUCCUUCAGUACGGCUGUACCUCCUAUGUAAAUGGUGCAUUGAUUUAGCCACUUUCAGAGUGUGUUUUACGAGCAUGUGUUACCUGCUAAGAAGCGGCCAGCUGUAUUUGUGGUGCUAUUGGAUGUAUCGUAUCGAAAUCUAGAUUGAAGUGUCUUCUUACUCAUAGCCCUCGUCUUCAAUGACACACGAGGCCCCAUCUUUAUUUCAUUCAUUUUGAUAUUGCAGCUGGAUUUCUGAGCUGCAAUUUGUUAGCCCCACACGUUAGGCAUGGUCGCUGCUCCUUGCUUCCUGUUUAUUCGGAGUGUUCUGCAGCUCGUCCCCUCUGUUACCCACCAGCUCCUGAUCGCCUCAGCUUUUCUGAAAGGCUUUGUUCCAUUGCAUCUUGCAGUUUUCCUCUGGAUGUGUCUCUCUCUCUGUCUCUCCCCAGCUCCCUCUCUACCCCAACUGGCUGCCUCUCUCACACAGUCAUACGUUCUCACAGACUCUCCAUUCUCUCUUAUUCACUCACUCUCUCACACACACAAAGUAUCUCUCUCUGUGUCCCUCUCACAGUGUGUCUCUCUCCACCUCGAACAGUAUCUCACUCUCACCGCUAUCCAAGCCGGAGUUGCCUUUGCAUUAAAAGUACUUUUGUAAUUUUAUUUUUCUUAAGAAACAUGUGACUUGAACAUAAAAUAUUGUUAAUGACGAACUGUUGGAGGGUUUUCUUGGUACUUUUAUUGGCCCUGAAACUUUAAGUCAGAUCGUUAUACUGUCAUGUGACAUAUUGUAAAUGUUUAUGAGAAUCCCAAUAAACUUGUUCAUGAAACUGAGAA